AUGUUUUCAAGAACGCAACACGCUUUAUUGGUUUUGUGGUAUUUAGCGGUUCAGCAGCAGCAUGUAACAGAAUGUCGUGACAUUAUUUUGGAAGUCCAAAAUGUCACCUGCGAAAAGUAUACCAAUCAUUUGCGUUGCAUUGAAUGCCAUUUUGUGAAACUUGCCACCAACAGUUAUGGCAUAACCACACAAAUUAUUUUCGACAACGAUAUGGGUCGUAGCUUUAAAUCCCGCAUCUCUGUCGAUAUAAUGCCAAUAAAUUCGAAACAAAUUAUUCACAUGGCCGAUAUACGUUUCAAUGUGUGCGUUUUCCUCAAACAAAUGGUUAAUAAUCAAGUUAUCGAGGCUUUGUCGAAGGAAUUUAAACGUGUCGCCAAUCUACCACAAUCGUGUCCAUUUAAAAAGAAUGUCUUAUAUGAAUCGAAAAACUUCACACUGACUGAUAAAUAUGUACCAACGUAUUUGGCCUUAAUGAAUUUCACAUUUAAGGUGGAGCUUUUUAAUAAGAAUGUAAUUAUUGGUAUGUGGCAAAUCGAUGGUGGUACUCGUGCUAGAAAGAAUAAAAAUUAA
Musca vetustissima is the source of this 570-nucleotide messenger RNA. RefSeq lists its product as uncharacterized. The transcript has 3 exons. The record is from RefSeq and is a predicted model, not a curated record. Lineage: Eukaryota; Metazoa; Arthropoda; Insecta; Diptera; Muscidae. The coding region runs from base 1 to 570 and encodes 189 amino acids.